This is a messenger RNA of Nicotiana tabacum (common tobacco), 765 nucleotides long. Its product is annotated as tubulin-folding cofactor D-like. Gene Ontology annotation, molecular function: beta-tubulin binding; GTPase activator activity. NCBI's taxonomy places the organism in Eukaryota, Viridiplantae, Streptophyta, Magnoliopsida, Solanales, Solanaceae. The record is from RefSeq and is a predicted model, not a curated record. Gene Ontology annotation, biological process: microtubule cytoskeleton organization; tubulin complex assembly; post-chaperonin tubulin folding pathway.
AAAGGACAUACAAAUUCACUACGCGACAGCGGCUUGAGUUUUUUGUUUAUUUCUUCUUUUUGAUUCGGCUAUUGAGAAACUAUUCUGCACAAAGAUUUUCUUAAAUAUGGAGGCUCAGACUGCAGUCUUUUGUUCUAGUGAUUUAGAAGCUCUUAGUACAAAGUUGAAACGAUCAAAAGACUUCCUUAAACUGUAUGCUGGAAUUACAAAACUUGGAGACAUUUCAUCAAUGUCAGAGCCCAUAAGUAUUCAGGCAUUCAGCCAUUUACUGACUCUCCUCACCCACCGAUAUCCAAAGAUAAGAAAAGUCAGUGCUGAGCAAGUUUAUAUUGUGCUCUUACAAAAUGACACUCUUGUGCCAAGAGACAAACUAGAAAAAGCACUAGAGAUUAUCUCUGAGACUUGCUGGGAAGGUGAUGUUAAAGAAGCAAAAGGGAAGAGAUUAGAGCUCUGUGCCAUGUGCAACCUGGAUGUUGAUACAUAUCAAAUGGUAAGAUCAGGGGCGGAGCUAACGUGUAGGUUAUGAAUUCGGCAUAACUUUGGUUCAAAAUAUGUAUUUAUUUUAAGAAUUUGAUUGAAUAUUGUAUAAAUUAUUAAUUUAUAUCUCAAUAACUUAAAAGAAGUAGGAGAUCGAACCAAUAAUUAAGCUUCAAAUUUGGGUUUCACCUCUGGUUGGGACAUCCUGCGAAAUGGUUGGACAGGCACCCACCAGUGAUGAAAAAGCAUCAAACUCUUCACUUGUUUGAUCAGUUGUGUUUUAGUGGG